AAAUUGUCGAUGCAGGUUACUUGUUUGUGUUUAUCCGUUGAGAGAGUUCGGCUCGUAAUAAACCGAUUUUAGUGUGAUUCUGGCUGUAUUUUUAGAAAUUGUAGGGUAUUCCUGGAAGAUUAAUAACAGCUCCACCUCGACAAGCUUACAAUAGUAGUAUUGUCGGCGAAGACGCGGAGAAAAAGAAGAAUACAAAAGACAGGGAGAGGAGAGUGUGUAGAGAUGUCGUCUGCAGGGUUGAGGCGACUACUAUCAGCUGGUGGGAGUCAGUUGAGCUCCAACCUCUUGAGUGUUCGUAUACGUUCUCUCUCUCUCGCCACCACAAUGGAACAACGUGUCGUCACUCUCGAAUCUGUGAACCCCAACGUGAUAAAGAUGGAAUAUGCAGUGCGCGGGCCAUUGGUCAUCCGCGCAACUGCAAUAGAAAAAGAACUAGAGGCGGGUGUGAGUAAACCGUUCAAGACGGUGACCAAGGCCAACAUCGGCGAUGCACAUGCCAUGGGCCAGAAGCCCAUCACUUUCCUCAGACAGGUGGUGUCUCUGUGUUUGAUGCCAUCCCUUAUGGAUGACCCCUUCAUUCCCUCUGAUGCCAAGGAGCGUGCCCGUGCCAUACUGAAUGGCUGCAAAGGUGGUUCCCUGGGCUCCUACAGUGACUCUCCUGGCAUCGAGAUCAUCAGACACCACGUGGCAGAAUAUAUCGAGAGGCGGGAUGGCUUUCCUUCCAACUGGGAAAAUAUAAUCCUCUGUGCUGGUGCCUCUGAAGGAAUCAGGGGAAUAAUGAAGAUGAUGAUCAAGCAUGAAAAUGGAAUUAAACCUGGAGUAAUGAUCCCCAUCCCUCAAUACCCACUUUACUCUGCAACUAUAGCAGAGUAUGAUCUCCACCAGAUUGGUUACUACUUAAAUGAGUCGACCAACUGGGGGCUGGACAUUUCAGAGUUGGAGCGUGCUUAUAAUGAAGCCAAAGAAGUGAGCUAUCCGAAAGUAUUGGUUGUUAUUAACCCUGGAAACCCAACAGGCAAUGUACUGAGCAAAGAGAAUAUUAAAGGGAUCAUUAAAUUUGCCUACGAGAAGAAGCUCUUCCUUUUUGCUGAUGAGGUAUACCAAGACAAUGUUUAUGCCAAAGGCUGUAAAUUCCACUCGUUCAAGAAAUUAAUAAUGGAAAUGGGUGCUCCAUAUAACAAAAUGGAACUUGCUUCCUUCAUGUCCUGCUCCAAAGGAUACAUGGGUGAAUGUGGCUUGAGGGGAGGCUAUGCAGAGCUCAUCAAUGUAGAUCCUCAAGUAAAGGCAUUGUACCUAAAAAGUAUCUCUGCAAAGCUAUGCCCAACAACCCUUGGUCAGGCUGUGAUGGAGUGUGUUGUGAACCCACCACAAGAGGAAGAGCCUUCAUAUAACCAAUUCAUGGAGGAAAAACAUGCUGUCCUGUCAUCUCUUGCUAAGCGUGCUGAGAUGGUUGUGGAAACCUUCAAUUCAGUUCCAGGAAUGUCAUGCAAUAUUGUGCAAGGAGCUAUGUAUGCCUUCCCCCAGGUAAAAUUGCUUAUAUCUUUGGAAUAUUUAUUAAACUCAUAAUUUGUAGACCUUUAC
This is a messenger RNA of Cherax quadricarinatus, 1581 nucleotides long. The record is from RefSeq and is a predicted model, not a curated record. NCBI's taxonomy places the organism in Eukaryota, Metazoa, Arthropoda, Malacostraca, Decapoda, Parastacidae.